Molecule: messenger RNA, 3267 nt
Organism: Pipistrellus nathusii (Nathusius's pipistrelle)
Lineage: Eukaryota; Metazoa; Chordata; Mammalia; Chiroptera; Vespertilionidae
Source: the annotation of a GenBank genome assembly
AUGGUGCUCUUGGAGCCUCUCACGGAGGAGACCUUCAUCCACAACCUCAAGAAGCGCUUCGACCACAACGAAAUCUACACCUACAUUGGGAGUGUGGUCAUCUCCGUGAACCCGUACCGCUCUCUGCCCAUCUACUCCCCGGAGAAAGUGGAAGAUUACAGGAACAGGAACUUCUACGAGCUGAGCCCGCACAUCUUUGCCCUGUCGGAUGAAGCCUACCGGUCCCUGCGAGACCAAGACAAGGACCAGUGCAUCCUCAUCACCGGGGAGAGCGGAGCUGGAAAGACAGAAGCCAGCAAGCUGGUCAUGUCCUAUGUGGCGGCUGUGUGCGGGAAAGGGGCGGAAGUCAACCAAGUCAAGGAGCAGCUUUUACAGUCCAACCCGGUCCUGGAAGCUUUUGGAAAUGCCAAGACUGUCAGGAAUGACAACUCCUCUCGAUUUGGCAAAUACAUGGAUAUCGAGUUCGACUUUAAAGGUGACCCCCUGGGAGGAGUGAUCAGUAACUACCUUCUGGAGAAGUCGCGCGUGGUCAAGCAGCCGCGGGGCGAGAGGAACUUCCACGUCUUCUAUCAGCUGCUCUCCGGCGCCUCCGAGGAGCUCCUGGAGAAACUUAAACUCGAGCGGGAUUUCAGCCGAUACAACUACCUGAGUCUGGACUCGGCCCGAGUGAACGGAGUGGACGACGCGGCCAAUUUCAGAACCGUGAGGAAUGCCAUGCAGAUCGUGGGCUUCAUGGACCACGAGGCCGAGGCCGUCCUGGAGGUGGUGGCCGCAGUGCUGAAACUUGGGAACAUCGAGUUCAAGCCCGAGUCGCGAGUGAACGGCUUAGACGAAAGCAAAAUCAAGGAUAAGAACGAGCUGAAGGAGAUCUGCGAGCUGACGGGCAUCGACCAGGCGGUCCUGGAGCGUGCGUUCAGCUUCCGCACGGUGGAGGCCAAGCAGGAGAAGGUGUCCACCACGCUGAACGUGGCGCAGGCGUAUUAUGCCCGGGACGCUCUGGCUAAAAACCUCUACAGCAGGUUGUUCUCAUGGCUGGUGAAUCGAAUCAAUGAAAGCAUCAAGGCACAGACCAAAGUGAGAAAGAAGGUCAUGGGCGUUUUGGACAUCUACGGCUUUGAAAUUUUUGAGGACAACAGCUUUGAGCAGUUCAUCAUCAAUUACUGUAAUGAGAAGCUGCAGCAGAUCUUCAUUGAGCUCACCCUUAAAGAAGAGCAAGAGGAGUACAUACGGGAGGACAUAGAAUGGACGCACAUCGACUACUUCAACAACGCCAUCAUCUGCGACCUGAUAGAAAACAACACCAACGGGAUCCUGGCCAUGCUGGACGAGGAGUGCCUGCGGCCCGGCACCGUCACCGACGACACCUUCCUGGAGAAGCUGAACCAGGUGUGCGCCACCCACCAGCACUUCGAGAGCAGGAUGAGCCGGUGCUCGCGCUUCCUCAACGACACCUCCCUGCCCCACAGCUGCUUCCGCAUCCAGCACUACGCCGGCAAGGUGCUGUACCAGGUGGAAGGAUUUGUUGACAAAAACAACGACCUUCUCUACCGAGACCUGUCCCAGGCCAUGUGGAAGGCGGGCCACACCCUCAUCAAGUCUCUGUUCCCCGAGGGGAACCCCACCAAGAUCAACCUGAAGCGACCCCCGACCGCCGGCUCGCAGUUCAAGGCGUCCGUGGCCACCCUGAUGAAGAACCUGCAGACCAAGAACCCCAACUACAUCCGGUGCAUCAAGCCCAAUGACAAGAAGGCCGCCCAUAUCUUCAGCGAGGCCCUGGUGUGCCACCAGAUCCGGUACCUGGGCCUCCUGGAGAACGUGCGGGUGCGCCGGGCGGGCUACGCCUUCCGGCAGGCCUACGAGCCGUGCCUGGAGCGGUACAAGAUGCUGUGCACGCAGACCUGGCCUCACUGGAGAGGGCCUGCAAGGGCUGGUGUGGAGGUGCUGUUUAAUGAGUUGGAGAUUCCUGUGGAAGAAUAUUCCUUCGGCCGAUCCAAGAUAUUCAUCCGGAACCCGAGAACGCUAUUCAAGUUGGAGGACCUGCGGAAGCAGCGGCUGGAGGACCUGGCCACACUCAUCCAGAAGAUCUACCGCGGGUGGAAGUGCCGCACGCACUUCCUGCUGAUGCGCAAGAGCCAGAUCGUGGUUGCCGCCUGGUUCCGGAGAUACGCCCAACAGAAGCGGUACCAGCAGACAAAGCGCUCGGCUCUGGUGAUCCAGUCAUACAUCCGGGGCUGGAAGGCCCGGAAGAUCUUGCGGGAGCUGAGGCACCAGAAGCGCUGCGAGGAGGCCGCCACCACCAUCGCGGCGUACUGGCACGGGACGCAGGCUCGGAGGGAGCUGAAGCGCUUGAAGGAGGAGGCUAGGCGCAAGCAUGCGGUCGCUGUCAUUUGGGCUUACUGGCUUGGACUGAAGGUGCGCCGGGAGUACAGGAAGUUCUUCAGAGCCAACGCAGGGAAGAAAAUCUACGAGUUCACGAUCCAGAGGAUUAUGCAGAAGUACUUCUUGGAGAUGAAAAGCAAGAUGCCCUCCUUGUCUCCCAUCGACAAGAACUGGCCGCCCAGGCCUUUCCUGUUCCUGGAUUCCACUCACAAGGAGCUGAAAAGGAUUUUCCACUUGUGGAGGUGUAAAAAAUACCGGGACCAGUUCACAGACCAGCAGAAGCUUAUCUAUGAGGAGAAGCUGGAAGCCAGUGAGCUCUUCAAAGACAAGAAGGCGCUUUACCCAUCGAGUGUUGGCCAGCCAUUCCAAGGGGCUUACCUGGAAAUCAACAAGAACCCCAAGUAUAAGAAGCUCAAAGAUGCCAUUGACGAAAAGAUCAUCAUUGCUGAGGUCGUCAACAAAAUCAACCGUGCGAACGGCAAGAGCACCUCCCGGAUUUUCCUCUUAACCAACAACAACCUCCUCCUCGCCGAUCAGAAGUCCGGCCAGAUCAAGUCGGAGGUGCCCCUGGUGGACGUGACCAAAGUGUCCAUGAGCUCGCAGAACGACGGCUUCUUCGCCAUCCACCUCAAGGAGGGCUCCGAGGCAGCCAGCAAAGGGGACUUCCUCUUCAGCAGCGACCACCUGAUCGAGAUGGCCACCAAGCUCUACCGGACGACUCUCAGCCAGACCCGACAGAAGCUCAACAUCGAGAUUUCCGAUGAGUUCCUGGUGCAGUUCCGACAGGACAAGGUGUGUGUGAAGUUCAUCCAGGGCAACCAGAAGAACGGGAGCGUCCCCACGUGCAAGCGGAAAAACAACCGUCUCCUGGAAGUGGCGGUUCCUUAG